Messenger RNA from Macaca mulatta (Rhesus monkey), 6040 nucleotides. RefSeq names its product IQ motif and Sec7 domain ArfGEF 2 (gene IQSEC2). Gene Ontology annotation, biological process: regulation of ARF protein signal transduction; actin cytoskeleton organization. NCBI's taxonomy places the organism in Eukaryota, Metazoa, Chordata, Mammalia, Primates, Cercopithecidae. Gene Ontology annotation, molecular function: guanyl-nucleotide exchange factor activity. The record is from RefSeq and is a predicted model, not a curated record.
UGUGGUGGUGGUGGUGGCGGCGGCAGCGGCGGCAGCCUCAGCUCCUGCUCCCCGAGCCGCCGGCCCCAGCGCUGUCUCCCGGGCCCCCUAGGGCCCCCGGGCCCUCAAGCCCGGUGCGCGCCCUCGCGUCCCGCCGGCCCCCUCCCCCGGCUGGGCCCGGGGGAGGGUGGCGCCGUGAGAGAGCGGGGACCGGGCUCUCCUGCCCGUUCCCCUGCCCGUGGGCCGCCAGGAUGGAGGCGGGGUCGGGGCCCCCGGGCGGCCCGGGAUCCGAGAGCCCAAAUCGGGCCGUGGAGUACCUGCUGGAGCUGAACAACAUUAUCGAGAGCCAGCAGCAGCUGCUGGAGACCCAGCGGCGGCGCAUCGAGGAGCUGGAGGGCCAGCUGGACCAGCUCACCCAGGAGAACCGCGACCUGCGAGAGGAGAGCCAGCUGCACCGCGGGGAGCUGCACCGGGACCCCCACGGCGCGCGGGAUAGCCCGGGCCGCGAGAGCCAGUACCAGAACCUGCGCGAGACCCAGUUCCACCACCGCGAGCUGCGGGAGAGCCAGUUCCACCAGGCGGCCCGGGACGUGGGCUACCCGAACCGCGAAGGCGCCUACCAGAAUCGGGAGGCUGUGUAUCGGGACAAGGAGCGGGACGCCUCCUACCCGCUCCAGGACACUACCGGUUACACAGCCCGCGAGCGUGACGUGGCCCAGUGCCACCUGCACCACGAGAACCCAGCCCUGGGUCGCGAGCGUGGCGGGCGGGAGGCCGGGUCGGCGCACCCGGGCCGCGAGAAGGAAGCGGGCUAUUCGGCGGCGGUGGGCGUGGGGCCGCGGCCACCGCGGGAGCGGGGCCAGCUGAGCCGUGGCGCAUCCAGGAGCUCCAGUCCCGGCGCCGGCGGAGGCCACAGCACUAGUACCAGCACCAGCCCGGCCACGACCCUCCAGAGAAAAUCUGAUGGUGAGAAUUCCAGAACAGUCAGUGUGGAGGGUGAUGCCCCAGGCAGUGACCUGAGCACAGCGGUUGAUAGUCCUGGGAGCCAACCCCCCUACCGGCUGAGCCAGCUGCCCCCCUCCAGCAGCCACAUGGGGGGCCCCCCUGCUGGAGUGGGCCUUCCCUGGGCUCAACGGGCACGCCUCCAGCCAGCCAGUGUCGCCCUGAGGAAGCAGGAGGAGGAGGAGAUAAAGCGCUCCAAGGCCCUAUCGGACAGCUAUGAACUCUCCACAGACCUGCAGGACAAGAAGGUGGAAAUGCUGGAGAGGAAGUAUGGGGGCUCCUUCCUGAGCCGCAGAGCUGCCAGGACCAUCCAGACAGCCUUCCGCCAGUACCGCAUGAACAAGAACUUUGAGCGGCUACGCAGCUCAGCCUCAGAGAGCCGCAUGUCCCGCCGCAUCAUCCUUUCCAACAUGCGGAUGCAGUUCUCCUUUGAGGAGUAUGAGAAGGCACAGAACCCCGCGUACUUCGAGGGCAAGCCUGCCUCGCUGGACGAGGGUGCCAUGGCUGGUGCCCGGAGCCACCGGCUUGAACGGGGGCUCCCAUAUGGGGGCUCCUGUGGUGGGGGCAUCGAUGGUGGUGGAAGCUCCGUCACCACAUCUGGGGAGUUUUCUAAUGACAUCACAGAACUAGAGGACUCCUUCUCCAAACAGGUAAAGUCUCUGGCUGAAUCCAUCGACGAAGCCCUGAACUGCCACCCGUCAGGGCCCAUGUCUGAGGAGCCAGGUUCAGCCCAGCUGGAGAAGCGGGAGUCAAAGGAACAGCAAGAGGACAGCUCGGCCACAUCCUUCAGUGACCUUCCCCUCUACCUGGAUGACACAGUUCCCCAACAAUCCCCUGAGCGACUGCCCAGCACAGAACCCCCACCCCAGGGCCGGCCCGAGUUCUGGGCGCCAGCCCCUCUCCCGCCAGUUCCUCCACCAGUGCCAUCAGGAACCCGGGAAGACGGUAGCCGUGAGGAAGGCACUCGCAGGGGUCCCGGGUGCUUGGAGUGCCGGGAUUUCCGGCUGCGGGCCGCCCACCUUCCCCUGCUUACCAUUGAGCCUCCUAGUGACAGCUCCGUGGACCUGAGUGACCGCUCAGAUCGCGGCUCUGUCCACCGCCAGCUGGUGUAUGAGGCUGAUGGCUGCAGCCCCCAUGGGACCCUGAAGCACAAGGGGCCACCAGGCAGGGCCCCGAUCCCACACCGCCACUACCCAGCCCCUGAGGGCCCAGCCCCAGCCCCACCAGGGCCCCUGCCACCAGCCCCCAACAGUGGCACUGGGCCCAGUGGUGUGGCUGGGGGUCGGAGGUUGGGGAAGUGCGAGGCAGCAGGCGAGAACUCUGAUGGUGGAGAUAAUGAGAGCCUCGAGAGCUCCAGCAAUUCCAAUGAGACCAUCAACUGCAGCUCCGGCUCCUCUUCUCGGGACAGUCUAAGGGAGCCUCCGGCCACCGGCCUGUGCAAGCAGACUUACCAGCGGGAGACAAGGCACAGCUGGGACUCGCCAGCUUUCAACAAUGAUGUGGUCCAGAGGCGGCACUACCGAAUCGGCCUCAACCUUUUCAACAAGAAGCCAGAGAAGGGUAUCCAGUAUCUGAUCGAGCGGGGCUUCCUGUCAGACACACCGGUGGGAGUGGCUCACUUCAUCCUGGAGCGGAAAGGCCUCAGCCGGCAGAUGAUAGGGGAAUUCCUAGGGAACCGGCAGAAGCAGUUCAACAGAGACGUGUUGGACUGUGUGGUGGAUGAGAUGGACUUCUCCUCAAUGGAUCUGGAUGAUGCACUCCGGAAGUUCCAGUCCCAUAUCCGGGUUCAGGGUGAGGCCCAGAAAGUGGAGCGACUCAUCGAAGCCUUCAGCCAGCGGUACUGUGUCUGUAACCCAGCCCUUGUGCGCCAGUUCCGGAACCCAGACACCAUCUUCAUCCUUGCUUUUGCCAUCAUCCUCCUCAAUACCGACAUGUACAGUCCCAGCGUCAAGGCUGAACGAAAGAUGAAACUAGAUGACUUCAUCAAGAACCUGAGAGGGGUUGACAAUGGUGAAGACAUUCCCCGAGACCUCCUGGUGGGCAUCUACCAGCGCAUCCAGGGGCGUGAACUGCGGACCAACGAUGACCAUGUGUCCCAGGUGCAGGCUGUGGAGCGCAUGAUUGUUGGAAAGAAACCAGUCCUGUCUCUCCCUCACCGUCGACUGGUUUGCUGCUGCCAGCUCUACGAGGUGCCAGAUCCAAACCGCCCCCAGAGGCUAGGGUUGCAUCAGCGAGAGGUCUUCCUCUUCAAUGAUCUCCUUGUGGUCACCAAAAUUUUCCAGAAGAAGAAGAUCUUGGUGACGUACAGUUUCCGUCAGUCUUUCCCCCUCGUGGAAAUGCACAUGCAGCUCUUCCAGAAUUCAUAUUACCAGUUUGGGAUCAAGUUGCUGUCUGCAGUACCUGGUGGGGAGCGAAAAGUCCUCAUCAUCUUCAAUGCCCCCAGCCUCCAGGACCGGCUGCGCUUUACAUCCGACCUGCGCGAAUCCAUUGCGGAGGUGCAGGAGAUGGAGAAAUACCGUGUGGAGUCGGAGCUGGAGAAGCAGAAAGGUAUGAUGCGGCCUAACGCCUCACAGCCUGGAGGGGCCAAGGACUCAGUGAAUGGGACGAUGGCCCGCAGUAGCCUGGAGGACACUUACGGGGCAGGCGAUGGGCUCAAACGGGGCGCACUCAGCAGUUCCCUGCGAGACCUCUCUGAUGCAGGGAAGCGGGGGCGGCGUAACAGCGUGGGAUCGCUGGACAGCACCAUCGAAGGGUCUGUUAUUAGCAGUCCACGCCCUCACCAGAGGAUGCCACCUCCGCCCCCACCCCCGCCGCCAGAGGAGUACAAGAGCCAGAGGCCCGUCUCCAACUCCUCAUCCUUCCUGGGCUCCCUAUUUGGAAGCAAGCGGGGCAAGGGGCCCUUCCAGAUGCCACCACCGCCAACAGGCCAGGCCUCUGCCUCCUCUUCAUCUGCUUCUUCCACGCACCACCACCACCACCACCAUCACCACGGCCAUAGCCACGGUGGCCUGGGGGUGCUGCCUGAUGGGCAGUCCAAGCUCCAGGCCCUGCAUGCCCAGUAUUGCCAAGGACCAGGCCCUGCCCCGCCACCCUACCUCCCACCCCAGCAGCCCUCUCUUCCCCCACCUCCCCAGCAGCCCCCACCCUUGCCCCAGCUAGGCUCCAUUCCACCGCCUCCCGCCUCAGCCCCACCUGUGGGGCCACAUCGCCACUUCCACGCCCAUGGCCCAGUCCCAGGGCCCCAACACUAUACCUUGGGCCGGCCAGGCAGGGCACCCAGACGGGGAGCUGGAGGACACCCUCAGUUUGCUCCACAUGGCCGCCACCCCCUGCACCAGCCCACAUCCCCACUGCCCCUGUACAGUCCUGCUCCCCAGCACCCUCCAGCCCACAAACAGGGCCCUAAGCACUUCAUCUUCAGCCACCACCCACAGAUGAUGCCAGCAGCAGGCGCGGCUGGGGGCCCUGGAUCCCGGCCACCAGGGGGCUCCUACUCCCACCCCCACCACCCCCAGUCACCAUUGUCACCGCACUCACCCAUCCCGCCCCACCCCUCCUACCCACCCCUUCCCCCACCCUCCCCCCACACCCCGCACUCACCCCUUCCGCCCACCUCCCCCCAUGGCCCGCUGCACGCCUCUGGGCCCCCUGGCACAGCCAACCCCCCCAGUGCAAACCCCAAGGCCAAGCCAAGCCGGAUCAGCACCGUGGUCUGAUGAAUGGAGAGAGUGAGCUGGGGAACAGGAAAGUCUGGGGAACCACAGGAGAGGGACCUUACACCCUCUUUGCUUCCUCGGUUUUUUCAAAAAUAUAUAUACACAUAGCAAUGUCCUCCUCCCCAUGUCCUCCCUGCCUUGGGACCCGUCCCCUCACCCCCAGCAGUUGCCAUGGGGUUUCCUUCCAGAUUCGAGGAUCCUUGCCACUUGAAGCCUGGACUCAGGGUGCUCCAGCGCUGGGGAGUGGUGAGGGCCUUCCAGAGAUCCUCGUUCUCUUUCUCCUGUCUUCUUCUUCCCCACUUUUCCCUGGAGGUCUAGCUCUGUGGCCUCAGACCUCUGGGCCUGUGUGAGCUCCCUGUCAGCUCUGGCUGGCGGAGAAGGGCAGGUGUCCAAAGCUGUCGAGGUGAAGGCUUCCUCGGGGCUCCUCUGGCCGUGUGGGGCUAGGAGAGUGCUCUGUAGAGUUGUGGUCAAACCUCAGCUGGCUUGGCCCUCUCUCUGACCUCAGGGCCUGGCCACACACUUCCAUGUGUCUUUUUGCCUGCUGGAGGACACGGACUGUCGAUGCACUCGGUGGGUGGGACCCUGCUUAUGUUGGCCCCACGUGGGGCAGUGCUUCCUCUCUCGAGCCAGUCUAUGCCCUUUCUCCAGUAGGCCCCAGCCCAGACCUCUUCGGCUUCAGGAACUUGCCUCGCCCUGCAACGUUCUUAUCCUGAUCAAAGUCCAGACAGGUUUUGGGGGGGCUCAGGUCUGGGAUGAGAAGGGCACUGCCCUCCCUCACCCAUAUUGCAUGCCCCCCCCCCAUUCCCUUACACCUACCCCACCUACAACUGAAGACAAUGCACUUUACAGAUAUCGCCCACACACACCGCGCUGGGGCAGGGCACCCAGCAUCAGCCCUGGGGAGAGAGGCUCCCAAAGGGCCACCAUGAGCCCAAGAUGUCCUUCCUGAGGCAGAGAUUGAAGCCAUCAGAGCUGGGGUUGGGAGCCAGAAUGCCUGAGUCCUUCUGUCCAUCAGAAUCUCCGCUGCCUCUCCAGCCCUUUUGCAGCCCUGUUUAUUUAUUAUAAAUAUAUUUUUUACAAGCCCCAGCUCCUCUUCUUGCCCCGCAUAUCCAGCUCCUCGCUCAGCUCCUGUCUCCCUCUCCCCUCUCCACCAUGGGCUACAGUUACAGACAGACAGAGGGACCCUGGCUGUACGAAGGGCCAGGGCCACUGGGGCUUGGGGGCGGGGGAGGGUGACAGUGGAAGGGGCUGUAUGGAGAGGAGCUGGGGUUCAGGCAUUGUCUUUUUUCCUCCUUGUAUAUAAGAAUGUAUAUUUGAUGCCUCAUAAAAGACCUUGUGCUCAC